Zea mays is the source of this 1521-nucleotide messenger RNA. RefSeq names its product Pentatricopeptide repeat-containing protein. The coding region runs from base 94 to 1299 and encodes 401 amino acids. The record is from RefSeq and is marked validated. The transcript has a single exon. NCBI's taxonomy places the organism in Eukaryota, Viridiplantae, Streptophyta, Magnoliopsida, Poales, Poaceae. Gene Ontology annotation, biological process: RNA modification. Gene Ontology annotation, molecular function: protein binding; RNA binding.
GGCGUAGCUCACCUCCCUGCCGCGCGGCAGGCGAGACGGCGGUCCCUGGUGCGUUGCAAGCAGCACCCAGCAGGCAAUCGCUAACAGCGCCGGAUGCCGCCUGGCCCCGCUACCACGCUUGCCUCCUUGAACUCCCUCCUCGCGUCGCUUGCGCGCUCCGGCCGCCCUGCGCAAGCGCUCUGCACGUUCCGGGACAUGCUCGCGCGGGGCAUCCCGCCGGACCACUUCACCCUGCCACCCGUGCUCCGCUCCUGCACUCUCACUGGCGCCGCGGGCCUAGCUUCCACCUCCCACGCGCUCGCCGUCAAACUCGGGGCCCAGGAAAACCUUUUCGUGGCGUCUGCGCUCGUCCUUUGUUACGCUGGCCUGUCGAACCUCCCCGACGCGCGGAGGCUGUUCGAUGGAAUGCGCGAGCGGGAUGCUGUCCUCUGGACUUCUAUGCUGUCCGCCUACGCGCAGGGUGGGGAACCGGACGCGGCUAUGCGGUUCUUUGGUAGCAUGGUGGCAGCAGGGAUGGAGCUGGAUGCGGUGGUCAUGAUCAGCCUGCUGCUCGCUUGUGGACAGCUUGGGUGGCGCCGCCAUGGAAGGAGUGUGCACGGCUGCUGUAUCCGGAGGUUCCUAGGGAUGCCAUUGCCCCUUGGGAACGCACUUGUGGACAUGUACGUCAAGUGUGGGGACUUUGCAUUCGCCCAGAGGGUGUUUGUUGGGAUGCCUAGGCGGGAUGUUAUCUCGUGGAGUGCGCUGAUCCUUGGUCAUGGUUUGAAUGGGCGUUCUGAUGUUGCAUUGGGACUCUUCGAUAGAAUGUCAGCCGAAGGAAUCCGACCGAACUCAGUCACUUUUCUUGGGGCAUUGUCAGCUUGUGCACAUUCUGGCAUGGUGGACAAAGGAUAUGCUAUCUUCAAGGGGAUGAAACUGUCGGGCAUUGAGCCUGAACUGAAACAUUACUCUUGUAUGGCUGACAUGCUUGGGAGAGCAGGGCAUGUUGUCGAGGCUAUGAAGCUCAUAGAGGAAAUGCCUUGUGAGCCCGACGAGGCCAUGCUUGGAGGUGUACUUGCAGCCUGCCGAGUGCAUGGAGAAAUGGAGUCUGCUGAAUGGGUUUCCAAGAGAUUGAUGGGCAUGUCUCCUGGAAAGAGCGGCUACUAUAUGAGCUUGGCAAACAUAUAUUCAGAUGCUGGGAGGUAUAGUGACGCAGAGACAAUAAGAGGAUUCAUGAAAGAACUUAAAGUCAACAAGCUUCCUGGAUAUAGUUCAGUUGAAUUAGAUGCUGAUAGAUUCCACAUACUGGGCAAUAGAGUCUGAAGUGUUUGAUCAAAAUCUACUCUGUUGGGGCACACACUUCACUGCAGUACAUGCAUUAAAUUGAUGGGUAAAGAGAACAUAGUACGAGUAUACAAUAGUGGAAGAAAGAAUGAAUGGUAGUUUCAGCAUGAGCAUAGGCUUAGCUUUUUCUGUUAGGUCCCGUUUGUUUCCUUUUAUUUUGAGGAAUUAGAAUCUUACUAAUGAAAUAGGCUAUUUAUUUAG